AACGGAAGGCAGCCAAAAACAGUCCCAGUGAAAAAUUAAAUUAAUAGAAAAAAUAAAUUAAACCUUAAUUUGAUGAAACCACCCACCAGAAGUCUUGCCCAAGCAUGUUAAGCGUAUGAACAGAAAAUAAUUAAGGCGCGCCAGGCAAUACAACACCAAAGCCUAAACUACGCUUUAGUUUAACGAAAUUAACAAAUCAAAAAGAUUAUUAAUUAAUCUAACACCGCAAUUGCAUAAAAUUAAAAUCAAAUCAAAAAUGCCCAUUAGUAAUAUUAUAAAAAAGGCAUCUAACUUUAUACUCGGCGAGGAGAGGUCGGAUGAAAAAAUCGAUAUUUCUUACGAAGACAAUGAAAUACUUUUUUGCAAGAAUAACAUUUGCAUACAUCCGCCGACAGUGGCGCGACAGGAAUCAGAUAUCCUACACUAUCCAGGCUACUUGACAUGCACCACCAAGACCUUUAUAGAUCAGUACAAUAGCGCCAAGAGACCCACUCUGCUGCUGACUUGGAUACCAAAUAGUUCGCUGUGUAAAUGCAACUCCAACCAUACGGACGCAGAGGCGGAGGAGGUAAGCCAACGUAAUAAUGACAUAUUGCUCAGCAAUGGACAUGGCUUUCCAACCUCCCAAGUGGCAGUACCAGCGCCCAAGCUUAACGAUGAAGGGGAACGGGCCGAGGAUGAAAACGCAGCGGAAAUGCAAGAAUUAAAAAACGAAUUACAGCCGCUGCUGGGCGGACAAGCGGCUUCCAUAGGUGAUCUGACGGCGCUGCUCAAAAAGAAUCCCAUUACCUCGGUGAACAUAACCAUUUCGAAUCCACAAAUUGAGAAUAGCAACAUUUCCCAAUCUUAUAACUGCAUCAUCAGUACGCCGGAGCGGGAGAAUGUUAGUGAAAUAGGUGCUCCAGCUGCGCCACAACAACAGCUCAACUCGGAUGGUUCGCUGUCCGAUGAGAAUCCCAAUUGGAUGACACCUGAGCUACUUGCAUUCAAGCAUAAUCUAGUAUUUCCGGAUAGCGCCAAUGCCACGCCUACAGUGCGUCGCAAGGCGGUUAUCAAAGGACGUCGCUUCUCUGUAGAUCUGAGUCAGAUGCGUUCCUUGCGUCUGUUCUUCAACGAUGACAAGUGCACUUCAGGGCAACUGGUGAUAGCCUCAAGAGAAUCACAAUACAAAAUAUUGCAUUUCCACUAUGGUGGCUUGGAUCACUUGGCGCAGGUGCUGCAUCAAUGGCAUUGCUUUCUGCAUAACAUUACGCUAGCGCCCGGACAAGAGAAACUCAAUCUGCCUUAUCGUCACUUUAUGGUCUGUCGCCCCGAGGUGAAGCAAUCCGAAAUGCAUCCGGAUGAAGGCAAUGUUAAGCGCAUUACGACCAACUUCUUCUAUGGCACGCUGCUCAAUGAGAAAGGACAAAUCGAGGAUGAUUUGAUGCUGCGCAAGUGCGUCUUCUUUGGUGGUCUGGAGAAGAGUCUGCGCAAGACUGUCUGGCCCUUUAUACUCAAAUGCUAUUCCUUCUCCUCCACCUUUGAGGACAGAGCUGUGCUUAUGGAUAUAAAACGUCAGGAGUACGAGGAGCUGACACGCAAGCGUUUAUAUUCCAUGUCGCCGGAGCAACAGGUGCACUUCUGGAAAACUGUGCAGUGCAUUGUGGAGAAGGAUGUAGUGCGUACAGAUCGCACCAAUCCAUUCUUCUGCGGUGAAGACAAUCCCAAUACCGAAAUGAUGAAGAAUAUAUUACUCAACUUUGCGGUGUACAACACAAGUAUAUCCUACUCACAGGGCAUGAGUGAUCUCUUGGCGCCUGUGCUGUGUGAAGUGCAAAACGAAUCGGAAACCUUUUGGUGCUUUGUGGGCUUAAUGCAACGAGCGUUCUUCGUCUGUACGCCAACUGACAACGAUAUCGAUCACAACCUGAGCUACCUGCGUGAGCUAAUACGUCUGAUGCUGCCACGCUUCUAUGCGCAUCUGCAGCGUCAUAAUGAGGCCAUGGAGCUGCUCUUUUGCCAUCGCUGGCUGUUGCUUUGUUUUAAGCGUGAAUUUACCGAAGCUGUUGUUAUACGCAUGUGGGAGGCUUGCUGGUCAAACUAUCUCACGGAUUACUUUCAUUUGUUCCUCUGCCUGGCUAUAAUUGCUGUCUAUGCUGAUGAUGUGAUUGCUCAAAAUUUGCGAGCCGAUGAAAUGUUAUUGCAUUUCAGCUCUCUGGCCAUGUAUAUGGAUGGACAGCUGAUUUUGCGCAAGGCACGCGGUCUGCUCUAUCAGUAUAGACAGCUGCCCAAAAUACCCUGCACACUGAGUGGUCUUUGCAAGCGUUGUGGUCCUGGCAUGUGGGACUCGGAGCAUCGACCGGCGCUGGAGUGUGUGGGGCAUACCGAUAAUGAGAAGUGCGCUUUGGGUAAUGAUUAAUUUUACUGUUGUAUACCUAAAUAUUAUAAAAAAAUAUA
This is a messenger RNA of Drosophila busckii, 2436 nucleotides long. RefSeq names its product TBC1 domain family member 16 (gene TBC1D16). Gene Ontology annotation, molecular function: GTPase activator activity. Bases 257 to 2398 code for a protein of 713 amino acids. NCBI's taxonomy places the organism in Eukaryota, Metazoa, Arthropoda, Insecta, Diptera, Drosophilidae. Gene Ontology annotation, biological process: activation of GTPase activity. The transcript is spliced from 2 exons. Gene Ontology annotation, cellular component: early endosome. The record is from RefSeq and is a predicted model, not a curated record.